CACGGAAAUUAGGCCCUAGCGCUCGUGGAUCCCCCAGCCUUCAAGGGACGGAAACGGCGCACCCGUUCGCGGCAAGCUCCCCUUGUUCCAGACCCUGGGGCCUAGCAGCGGGCUACGUAGGACCCUGGCGAAGCGGCCCCGGGAAUGAUCUUCUCUGGCUUCAGCUUUCGUGGCUUCAUUCUUCAACAACCUCCCGCUUCUGUCUCGGCCCGAGCUGGGCUCGACCAGAUCGCAUUGACUUUUCUCCUUGACUGGCACCAAAUGGCCGCUUUAUUUGGUCUCCCUAAAUACUACGCAGUAUUCCGCUCCCGUCCUUGAUUUGCGCCGUCUCGCCCCCCAGAGAUAACGUCCCCUCGCAAUUGCGCUCGCGCAACGAAUAAUUAGAGCUUUGCGAUUAUCGCCUCAGACCCAGGUGCCGCUUAGACUUUGAGGCCUACAAUCUCCGCAUAACUUCGAUAUAGACGGUCUCUCCGACACGGUUUGGCGUACCUGGGAAUAGUAAUAGCCAGAAGCUCGCCGUCUCUAUAAUCUCAGCCAAUGUCCUUGACUCGAUCACCCUCUCCCCGCCCAGGGUGGUCCAGCCCCGGAUUGACCCCAGGUAGCGGUACCACGACUCCUAACGGCGGCUUAUACCCCCCAAGUCCCUCCGAUCCAUGGCUUGCGGCCAAAGCGAAAAGCGACGAUGUCCGCGGCUACCCCUCCUUCUCGACGAGGAACAACGGAUUCUUUUCGCGAUCCAAACGUCAGAUUACAGCAACACUUCCACGUUUCCGUAGCGCCAGAUCUCCGAGGGCAUAUAAUGAGAAGGAUGGUAAUACACAUAGGCGAGGACCGGGCUGGCGCUCGAUGUGGUUUGGGAGGACGGUUUUGCGACGCAGGAGGGCGCAGCUUCUACUGGGCUUGGCUUUUCUUCUCUUGGCAUACUAUUUCUUCUGGACUACGCUCGUCGAGGUCUUCAGGCGGUCUUCGUUUGGAGGCGGGCGAAAGUUUGUGAUUAUACUCGAGUCGAAUAUUGAAGGUGGAGUUAUGGAGUUGAAAGGCGCGAGAGAAUGGGCGAUCGAGCGGAACAGUGUCGCAAACAAGCGGGACUAUGCGCAAAGAUGGGGGUACCAGUUGGAGGUUGUGAAUAUGCUUGCGAAGAAACGCUAUUCGCACGAAUGGCGCGAGGGCUGGGAGAAGGUCGACAUUCUGCGCGAGACUAUGCGCAAAUAUCCCGAAGCAGAAUGGUUCUGGUGGCUUGACCUCAACACCUUCAUUAUGGAGCCAUCAUACUCUCUCCAGAGCCACCUACUUAGCCGUUUAGGCGAGAUCACGUACCGUGAUAUAAACGAGUACAAUCCCUUGAACAUCACUCACCCUCCAGUCCAGCUGUACCUCGACGAACUUUCCCGCUCAGCUGCUGGGGACAACGACCCUUCCUCAAUCCACUUCCUGCUUUCUCAGGACUGCGGAGGAUUCAACCUCGGCUCGUUCUUCGUCCGCCGAUCUCUCUGGUCUGAGCGGUUACUCGAUAUCUGGUGGGACCCGCUCAUGUAUGAGCAAAGGCACAUGCAAUGGGAACACAAGGAGCAAGACGCCCUUGAAUACCUAUACGCCUCUCACCCAUGGAUCCGUAACAGCGUCGCCUUUGUCCCGCAGCGCUACAUCAACUCGUUCCCACCAGGAGCAUGCGGCGACGAAAUGGAUCCAAAAGUCCACUACAUGGAAGGCGGAAGGGAUUUCCUAGUCAACAUGGCCGGCUGCGGCUUCGGCCGUGACUGCUGGGACGAGAUGUACCAGUAUCGGGAGUACAGCGCGUGGCUGAACCGCGGUCUCUGGGCGCGCAUAAAGGACGCCUUUGAAGACAUGUACUCCGCAACCUUUGGAGGCAGCGAGGGUGCUGGAUACCCUGCUGAGUCGCCGAAGGAGUAAUGCGCUUCUCCGAUUCUAAUUUGUGUUAGCUUGUUUUACAUUAUCAGCACACGGCCACAUGUUUUAGCUGUUUCACUCGGCAUGGAGUUGGGGUUUAGACUUUACUUGAUACAUUUACUGUAUACGAUAUAGAUAUGAGCAUAGCAUUCACAUACUUAAUUAUAUUUAUCCAGUUCAUCACGAC
Molecule: messenger RNA, 2095 nt
Organism: Aspergillus calidoustus
Lineage: Eukaryota; Fungi; Ascomycota; Eurotiomycetes; Eurotiales; Aspergillaceae
Source: the annotation of a GenBank genome assembly